Molecule: messenger RNA, 563 nt
Organism: Funneliformis mosseae
Lineage: Eukaryota; Fungi; Glomeromycota; Glomeromycetes; Glomerales; Glomeraceae
Source: the annotation of a GenBank genome assembly
CACCAAUCUUACAGUACCCUGACUUUGAAAUACCCUUUACUUUAUAUACUAAUGCUUCAAAGAAAGGAUUAGGUGCUGUACUAUCUCAAAAGAAAGAUGGAAAAAAAUAUGUUAUUGCAUAUGUUAGCAGAUUGACUAACAAAACUGAGGAAAAUUAUCCCAUCACUGACUUAGAGUGUCUAGCAAUUAUUUGGUCAAUAAAGCAUAUUCAUCACUAUCUUAGUCGACCAUUCACCAUUGUAACUGAUCAUGCUGCUAUAAAAUGGCUGAAAACCUCAAAAAUGCCAAAAGGGAGACGUGCUAGAUGGAUUAUAGAAUUACAACAAUACCAUUUUAAUAUAGAACAUAGAGCAGGAAAACAUAAUGCAAAUGCAGAUGCAUUGUCUUGCAUUAUAGAAAUAGAGGAGGAAUCCCUCUUGCUCAACUAUGUGAAAAAACAAUUAGAUCAGCUGCCAAUUAUUCGUAAUAUGGUUCAACAAAAUUUGCAAAAAGAACAACAAAAACAGAAAGAUCAAUAUGAUGAAAAAUUAAAGAAAAUUGUGUCAUACCAAAUAGGUGAUCUA